UCCUUUUCACUCAGCAUGAAAGACUGGCAGUGGCUUCCCUUACAAAGCCUGAUCUACCCAGCGGUGGAUUUUUCAACAUCCAAGAUGUCCCAGUCAUCCACUGCUGAUGAGGGUACAACCUUCGAACACUUGUGGAGUACGCUUGAGCCAGACAGCACAUAUUAUGAACUUCCUCCACCUGGACACUCAGGGGACAGGGUGGCUAAUAGCAGCCUACCCAGCAACCGUGCUGAAGUCUGCAUGGGCGUUUACCACAUGAGAGACAUGAACGACAAUGUGAUGUCUCAGUACAGCCUACUGAGCAGCAGCAUGGAACAAAGUUUGGGGAACAGAGCAGCUUCGACCAGCCCGUACAGCUCAGAGAACACCUCCAACGUGCCAACACCAUCACCCUACUCCCAGCCAAACUCCACUUUCGAGGCCAUGUCUCCAGCCCCGGCAAUCCCCUCCAACACUGACUACCCUGGGCCUCACAACUUUGAGGUCACAUUCCAGCAGUCUAGCACCGCCAAAUCAGCCACAUGGACGUACUCACCAUUGCUCAAGAAACUGUACUGUCAGAUCGCCAAGACCUGUCCGAUUCAGAUUAAACUGGCUUCCACCCCCCCAAAUGGCAGUGUGAUACGAGCCAUGCCCAUAUACAAGAAGGCUGAACACGUCACAGAAGUGGUCAAGCGUUGCCCUAACCAUGAACUUGGACGGGACUUCAAUGAAAGUCAAACAGCUCCUGCAAGUCACUUGAUACGAGUGGAGGGCAGUAAUUUGUGUCAGUACGUGGACGACCCCGUGACAGGUCGACAGAGUGUUUUAGUACCAUUUGAAGCUCCUCAGGUGGGGACUGAGUUCACAACCAUUCUAUAUAAUUUCAUGUGCAACAGCAGUUGUGUUGGUGGAAUGAACCGCAGGCCUAUCCUCAUCAUAAUCACGCUAGAGACAAGAGACGGACAGGUCUUGGGUAGACGUUCAUUUGAGGGGCGAAUUUGUGCAUGUCCAGGCCGAGAUCGCAAAGCAGAUGAAGAUCAUUUCAGAGAACAACAGGCUCUAAAUGAAAGCGUGGCCAAAAAUGGAAAUGCAAAUAAACGAAAUUUCAAACAGACUCCAGCCAAUUUAACAGGCCCUUCUAUCAACAUCAAGAAAAGGCGACAUGGAGAAGAGGAGAUGUAUUACAUACCAGUCCGUGGCCGGGAAAACUUUGACAUCCUUAUGAAGAUAAAGGACAGUUUGGAGCUUGUGGAUUUUGUACCACAACAGUUAGUUGACUCCUACAGACAACAACAGCAACAGCUCCUGCAGAGACAGGGUCAAGUUGCCUCUCCAUCAACUUAUGGCACACUCAAUAACAUGAAUAUGAAUAAGAUUCAUGGGCCCAUCGGCAAGCUUCCCUCAGUCAACCAGCUUGUGACACAGCAGACUCAGCAGAACGCAGGGCCCUCUGCAUCCAUGUCACAUAUGGGUACGAACAUGCUGGGUGGACACCACAUGCAGACUAAUGGUGAUGUGAAUGGAGCCCACUCAUCCCAGUCUAUAGUGUCCACCUCUCACUGUACCCCUCCCCCACCUUACAAUCCCGACCCCAGCCUCGUCAGUUUCUUAACCAACCUGGGUUGCCAAAACUGUAUCGACUACUUCACGUCGCAGGGAGUCCAGAGUGUUUACCACCUUCAGACUCUUACAAUGGAGGAUCUUGGGGCCUUGAAAAUCCCUGAGCAGUUCCGGGUGGCGAUUUGGAGGGGCCUGCAAGACAUGAAGCAGGGCCACGAUUACGGCCAGCAGCUUAUUCGCUCCAGCAGUAAUAUGGCCACUAUGUCCAUCGGGCCUGGUGGAGAACUGCAGCGUCAGCGAGUAAUGGAGGCUGUGCACUUUAGAGUGCGUCACACUAUUACCAUCCCAAACCGUGGAGGGUCCACGGGGGGCGAAGAAUGGGCUGACUUUGGUUUUGACAUGCCAGACUGCAGGAUACACAAGCACUCCAUUAAAGAAGAGUUUGCAGAAAGCAACGUCCACUGAGAAGGAACGGUGAUCCACAGAGAUGAUGUCUUUAGUUUACCCUGCAUUUCAUACUGUCUGAAUGUGUUUUUUUUUAACUACAAUGGACAGUUUAUAUUAUUUUGUGUGUGUACUUCACAUAGUAGCACUUCCAUAUUUGACAACAAAUUAUUUUACACAUAAUUAUUAUACGGUACAAGUGCUUUGUACUGCUAGUGCUUUGUAGAGGCACCAUAGUCAUUUACAAUCCCAUUUCCCAGGCAUGAUUUAGUGGCUCCUCAUUGUGCUGCUAAAGGUUCAAAUGCAUUAUUUUCUCUUUUCAGCUGUGGCCUUAUAUUACUUAACACAGACAGAAAACGAUAUGACUUCACUCAAGUCGUUAAUAUUAGGACUAUGGGACAUCAUAUUGUAGUUGUACAUGUACAUGGUUAAAACCAGUGUGUGAUUUAACAACAUUGCCUUAUUUAUUUUGGGCUUUUGGCUGAUGAUAUUGAACUAUGUAUGUUCAAACUGGCAAGAAUAAGUGCCCACAAGUGAAAUCCCUGAAAUCAUUCUUUAAUUAUUUUUCUGGUUAUAGGUUUAUUAAAACAACAAAAUAAAUAUGAUGUGUUGCGUAUGGCUAGCUCAAAAGACAUUGUGUAACCUGUGGGUGGGAUCAUUAUUAUAUUUACAUGAAUUUGGCAGACAAUUUUAUUCAAAAGACUGGGAAACAAACCAAUGACCUUGGCAUUGACACAGCUGAACUGCAGGAAAGACUAUUCUCUCAUUACCAAAUGUCAUCAGUGUCAUACUAUACAUAAUAAGUCACAGUACCAUACAAGUUCAUGAGUAUAUGUCAUAAAUGUAAGCAAAGUGUAAAUCUCUUAAUGUUUGUUUUGUUUUGUUUUGUUUAAUGAGGCAAAAAAUAUAUAUAUUUCAAAUGAUUUUAUUAGAUGGUGCUUUACCCUGCAUUUAAAAAAAUCUUUUAGGAAUUUUCUUUUAUGUUGUUGACUGGGAAUAGGUUUUGUAGUAUUACCCUUGCAGGACAAGGUUUUAUUUAUCAUGCUAUAUUAUAAUAAUGCGUAUAAUUUGUCGUUGUUACUCAGUAAGCAAAAUGUAGUCACUAUAAUGUUUUAUUUUUUUAUUGUAUUAAUGAUUUCUGUUUUCAGGAUGCUUCAUCAAAUUGCAAAACUGUGCCUCACUUGAGAAAAGCCGAGGCAUUAGGGUAAAUCUCAUGUAAAAAUGUCCAAGUUAGAUUUCACCAGAAUUUUCUAUAAAUAAAUGAUAGUAUAUUUGACCAUUUUCAUGACAAUUGUCCCCCAUUCUCACUACUGUAAAGCAAUAAUAAUAAUGAUUUUCUUAUGCUUAAGUGUAAUGUAAAUUAUGUCACAAUGCACCACAUUUUAAUGAUCUUAAAAAAGGCUUACUUUUAUUUAAGAAAAAAUAUUUCUUUCUGCUUCUUUGUUUUGGUUCUGGGGUGAAAUAUGACAAGGACAUGACAGGUUUUGUAAGAUUCCAUCAAUAAUUUGGUUUAAGGAAGACAAGUUAAAUGUUUUUUUUAUUCUUUGAGGGCCCAGUAAUAUAAUUUGCUACCAUUAGAAAAAACAAGUGUACAGCUGACCCACACAUCUAAUAUAAUACGAACUCAUCAAAACUUAUUUGUCCUGAUGUUUUUUAGCUGGGAAAAUUUUAAGAAAGCAGAAAUGUGUUCCAGGGAGUAAUAAUUGUCCAUUCAUGAAUGUGUACAAAUUUCUUUCAAUUUAUCAUUUUCUAGCAUGUUACAUGUAAGCAGAAAAUGUCUGUAUGACAUAAACUAAGGGCCCAUGUCUUGAACAUUAAUAGUUAAGUGGGUUGGGUGGGUUGAAUGCAGUCAAAGGUACAACGUUCAAUGAUCAACAUGCAAAUACAUAAGUAUGUAACUAGUGUUAACAAUACUGUUCAUUGUUGUUCAUGUGUUGAAUAUACCCUUUACAAUAUUGGGUGCUGUUAAAAGGGUUGCAGGUGAGGUUAAUUAAGGAUUUAUUAUUGGCAAUGAUGGUUAAAUGCCAUCAUGUACAUUAAGGCACUUUAUGGCUUUAGGAUGUUGUAAACAAUGUUAUAUUUACAGUUAAUAUCAGUCAGUAUUAUGUCAUGCUGUCAUUUUGACAAUUACAGAUUUUAGAAAUGUUUUAAUAGUUAAUAUCUGUGGUUUCAUCAAAGAGAUGUAAUGCUGUUUCUUUUUUUAUAUUGCCAUGUUUAAAAUAUGUAAUGUGAUUUCUUUUUUAAAUAAAUGCUAAAGUGUGCA
Molecule: messenger RNA, 4249 nt
Organism: Triplophysa rosa
Lineage: Eukaryota; Metazoa; Chordata; Actinopteri; Cypriniformes; Nemacheilidae
Gene: tp73
Product: tumor protein p73
Exons: 14
Coding region: 16-2007 (663 amino acids)
Biological process (GO): protein tetramerization; regulation of transcription by RNA polymerase II; apoptotic process
Cellular component (GO): nucleus
Molecular function (GO): RNA polymerase II cis-regulatory region sequence-specific DNA binding; protein binding; DNA-binding transcription factor activity, RNA polymerase II-specific
Source: RefSeq, a predicted model, not a curated record